Medioppia subpectinata is the source of this 1461-nucleotide messenger RNA. The record is from the annotation of a GenBank genome assembly. NCBI's taxonomy places the organism in Eukaryota, Metazoa, Arthropoda, Arachnida, Sarcoptiformes, Oppiidae.
AUGGUUAGAAAUGAGGUGAUAAUUGUGACCAAAGAUGACAACGUGUAUGCGUUUGGUAACAAUAAGUACGGGUGUCUGGGUUUGGGUCACAAUAACCCAAUACAAGAGCCCACGAGACUCGAGGAGUUAUGUUAUAAGGAGAUCGCAAGCAUUGCUUAUUGUGGUUAUUAUGUAAUUGCCUUCACAGCCAAUGGAGACAUAUAUUCGUGGGGUUAUAACAACAACGGAGAGCUCGGCAUCGGAACCACAGUCAACAGCAAUCGUCCCAAUCUUAUCGACGCUUUAGUUGGCAAACGUAUUGUUGAUAUUAGCUGUGGUUAUGACCACUCAUUGGCACUGACGGCCACUGGAGAGGUAUAUUCGUGGGGAGACAACAGCUAUGGUCAGAUCGGAAACGGCAAUAAUUUCGAUAUACAGUCCACACCUCAUAAAGUUAAGGGCAUUGACAACGAGGAUGUGAUACAGAUAUCCUGUGGUUAUUAUCAUUCAAUGGCACUCACAAAAGAGGGACAUGUAUUCGGCUGGGGUUAUAAUAGUGAAGGAGAAUUGGGUCUAGGCAAUGAUAUCAGUCAAAUGGUUCCCAACAGAAUCAAUAUAAUGAAUGGGGUUAUCAUUAAGAAAGUGAUAUGUGGUCAAUACCACAGCCUCUUAUUAUCCAGUGAUGGAGAUAUCUAUGUAUUUGGUUGUAACCAAUUCGGACAAAUAGGCAAUGGAAACAAAAUGAACCAAACAUUUCCUUUUAAGAUCAUUACCGGCAAUAAGUUCUCAGAUAUUGGUUCGCAUCCAUUGAGCAGUAUAUCAGUAGCUGUAAGUCAAACAACGGGAAACUGUUUAGUUUGGGGAGAAUGUGAACCCGAAGUGAUAACUACUCCCCGGGAAACACCGCUUCAGUCUAUGCACGACAUCUUCUCGUUUUACUCGAAACGUAAAAUUACUUACAAACCCAUUCAUAUUGAUGAACGACCCUCUGUUAACCCAUUGGUUGAUUGUAUGCGUCGGGCCUUCAAUGAAACCGAAUUAAGCGAUUUCAGGUUUAAAAUCGACAACAAAUUUAUUUACGCCCACAAAGCGAUUCUAAGGAUUCGUUGCGAACAUUUCCGGUCCAUGUUUUCCGAGCACUGGUCGCAACCGGAGACGUGUGAGAUUGAGAUUAAUAUAUACUCGUAUAACGUUUACUAUGCAUUCAUAAAAUACAUUUACACUAAUUGUGUGGACAUAAGACUAGAGGACGCCAUCGAACUCUACGAUUUGGCCAAUUCUUACUGUGAGGAUCAUCUGAGAGACAAAUGCGCUCUCAUUAUCAAGAAUCACAUAUCAGUGCAAAAUGCGUUCGCCUUAUACUCAUCGGCAGUGAAAUACAAUUCAACCGAUUUGGAGAACUUUUGUCUUAAGUUUGCGGCCAAUAAUUUGAAUGAUUUUGAGUCCAACACUGUUGCAGAGCUCAACCACAACAAGACUUGA